This is a messenger RNA of Notothenia coriiceps (black rockcod), 928 nucleotides long. RefSeq names its product NADPH oxidase activator 1-like. The transcript has 3 exons. NCBI's taxonomy places the organism in Eukaryota, Metazoa, Chordata, Actinopteri, Perciformes, Nototheniidae. The record is from RefSeq and is a predicted model, not a curated record. The coding region runs from base 29 to 346 and encodes 105 amino acids. Gene Ontology annotation, biological process: superoxide anion generation. Gene Ontology annotation, molecular function: superoxide-generating NADPH oxidase activator activity; protein binding.
CAUCAGAUAUAAGCAGCAUGGCUCCCAGAUGCUAAUCCCUCUGGGGGGCGAGGGGGGGCCAGGCCGUACUGUGCAAGAUGUGGCUGAGGCUGGCAGAGUUACCCUGUGGUGUCAGAAAGAAGACCCCUUGGCCAACCGCUCUAUCCUCCACCAGAUGGUGGCGCUGUACGACUACACUGCUCAGGGACCAGAGGACCUGGAGUUCAGCGAAGGAGACACCAUCGACAUCUUGGGUGAAGUGAAUGAGGUGUGGCUGGAGGGACACAGUGCAGGAAACAUCGGCAUCUUCCCCGGCUGCUUCGCCUACAGGGAGAACGCCAACAUCACCCAGAGCUCCGGGUUAUAAAAGCAGACGUGUAACUGCAGUCAUCCCUAAUAAAUCUAUUUCCUGAGAAUGCAGGCAUAAAGUGGACUUCGUAUCGAAUUUUUCAUGUUUAAAAAUAUUUUUGUGGAGUGGGUGUAAAACUGUUGAAUGAGGAUAUGUUGAAUCAUGUUACAUUUCUCUAUGAUACUGAAGAGUAUGUUUAAAUUGUAUCACUGUAAUAUUCAACUGAGGGUCCAUACUGACCUGAUUGAACUUUUUGACAUUUAUAUCCAAUGUGGUAUCAGUAUGAUGCUCGUGUAAUAUUUAUACAAUCACCCUGGUUUGGCAACUUUGAUGUUCCAAUGGAGCCUACAGUAUCUACUACUGUAGGGACUUUAUUCUGAUUCAUUAUCUUUAAUUGUAAAUAUUUUGUACAUUUUAAUUUCUUAACAUUUUGACUCUUUCAUGAAUAAACAUACACAGCGAAAACCACAGUGUACAUUGUACUCUAUAAGAGUACAUUUAACACCAGUCUCGGGGUGUAUACAGGUCCAAGAGUUUGGUGUUCUCUGAACACUGUCAAAAGUGUAAAAUAUAAACUCCAAAUAAAGAGUCAGAUUUGAA